Messenger RNA from Paramisgurnus dabryanus, 2003 nucleotides. RefSeq names its product ras-related protein Rab-33B. Gene Ontology annotation, molecular function: GTPase activity; GTP binding. NCBI's taxonomy places the organism in Eukaryota, Metazoa, Chordata, Actinopteri, Cypriniformes, Cobitidae. Gene Ontology annotation, biological process: Rab protein signal transduction. The record is from RefSeq and is a predicted model, not a curated record.
GCAGCACUACAAUGGCAAUAGUAAACACAAAGUGCAAUGAUGAUUUCGCGACGAUUUACACACGAGACAGUCUCGCAAUCGAUUCUGGUCAAGAAUAUGACAGUGCUCAGGCAAGGGUGUUUAAAAUAAUCGUCAUUGGGGAUUCAAAUGUUGGAAAGACGUGCUUAACUUACAGGUUCUGUGGUGGCAAAUUUCUCAAAAACCCAGAGGCAACAGUCGGUGUGGAUUUUAGAGAGAGGACCCUUCAGCUUAAUGGAGAAAACAUAAAGUUGCAGAUUUGGGACACAGCCGGGCAGGAACGCUUCAGGACGAGUAUGGUGGAUCAUUACUACCGCAAUGUCCAUGCCAUCAUCUUUGUUUUUGAUGUGACCAGCCUGGCUUCUUUUGAAAGCCUGCCAGAGUGGAUUGAGGAGUGUGGCCGUCACUCGGUCCCUCCCAUGGUGCCCCGAAUCCUAGUGGGAAACAAAUGUGACUUGAGGGAAAGAAGAGUGGUAUCCACUUUCUCAGCACAGCGACUCGCUGAUAGCUACAAUUUUCCUCUUUUUGAGACGUCUGCAAAGGACCCCGCAGAAAAAGAGCAUGUAGAUGCCAUCUUCCUCACAUUGGCCUACAAGCUGAAGAAUCAUAAGCCACUGAGGCUGAAACAGCUUAGUGAAACCAGCUUCACACUGCUAACUGGUGAACAGAAGAAAACCUCCUGUUUAUGCUAAGACACUUAAGCACAUCCAUUUUGUGGACAAGAGAAUAAAUGUGAGACAAAGUUGAGUUUACUGUAUGAAGUCAGAGCUUUCGUGUGUCAUUCAGUUUAGUGUACUCAGUUCUUGACUAUAGGGUGUCCAUUUGGUAUUUACAUACAGUCUGGUGUCUUUGGAUACGUGAGCUAUAUAGAUCAAGUGAAUGUUUUUUUUAUUAUUAUUAUAAAUAAGCAAGUGUUAAUUGUUGUGUCAGAUAAGCCCUCCUAUAUCAUGUAAUUGCUGCAUGUUAUAUUUUGGGACAUUAUUAACUUUGUCCAGAAACACACAAUUUUUAGUCAUUAUUAACUUUGCAUGUUGUUUCAAGGUUAUCUACUUCAACAAUUCUCAGUAUAGUAUUUUGAUACGAUGAAAUUUCUGAAAGCAGUCUGUUGGAUUGUUCAGAAGUUACGCUAAGGACAUUGUUGUGCACCUUGAAUACUCUGCUAUGGUUAAAUAGUUUCUGACAUGGAUCAUUUGCCAUCACAUAUUUGAAUCUCUACUCAGUCACUAAUUUAAAAACAGCACUUCUUCCACUCUUUAAAAAAAUCAACAUUUACAGUGAGUUGCAUAAUGCAACUAUAAAACAACUUUAGCCGUAAUGAUGGCUAUGAAACACUAGAUGUCACUACCUCACAUAGGUUUCCAAGGUGGUGUUUGAAUAUUUAUAUUAUUAAAAAACGAAUUGAGUUCAAUUAAGGGAAAAUACGUGAAUACACUUCUAUCUAAUCAAGCAGCUGAUUCUAUGCCAGUUGGUUAAUGAAACAUUUACAUUUAUAAAUUUAGCAGAAUUUUUAUCCAAAGCACAUUCAAUCUACACGUUUCUUUUAUCAGUAUUUGUGUCCUUGGUAUCUUUGCGUUGUAAGCACAAUGCCUCACCAGUUGGGCUGCAGAAACAACUAUACAAAAACGUAAACAAAACAUGAAGACACUAUUAGAAAACCACUGUUAUAUUGUUUUUAAUGGUAUUUAAAAGGCUGUGAUGUCUCGAAAUCUUCUUUUGAUAGGAUUAUUGUAAUCGUUUUGUUUGUGUGUGAAGCUUUUCUAAGCAAUAACAUUUUGAAAAUGCAUUGCACUUUAAAUUGAAAAUAGUAUGUCUAAAAACGUUUCAAUGAUUUGGCAUCAAAUAUGUUGUUUGUUUGAUGUUUCACAACAUUGUGUUUAAGAGAAAAGUUGGCUUUUAUUUAUAUAUGUUUGGAAAUUUAUUUGUUUACAUUUUUACUUUGUUAAAAUCAUGAAAAAAUGCAAUUGCAAUAAAUUAUUUUGAAAUGA